Messenger RNA from Argiope bruennichi, 618 nucleotides. RefSeq lists its product as uncharacterized. The record is from RefSeq and is a predicted model, not a curated record. Bases 1 to 618 code for a protein of 205 amino acids. NCBI's taxonomy places the organism in Eukaryota, Metazoa, Arthropoda, Arachnida, Araneae, Araneidae. The transcript has 2 exons. Gene Ontology annotation, molecular function: nucleic acid binding.
AUGAAAUAUGCGAAAAAGGCUUGCAAACCACCACUUGCCAAACAACACAAAUUACAACGUUUAUCCUGGGCAAAGGAAUACAUGCAUUUCAAAGAUGAGUGGAUAGAAGUCAUGUUCAGCGACGAAAAGAAGUUUAAUCUAGAUGGGCCAGACGGUUGGAGAUAUUACUGGCAUGAUCUAAGAAAAGAACCAGAGAUUUUCUCCAAAAGGCAAAUGGGCGGUGGAUCUGUUAUGAUUUGGGGAGCUUUUAGCUUCAAUGUGUCUGAUGCAAUCUGCCGUUUCAAAGAGCUUGGUAAUGAUGGUCAAAAACCAGAAAGUGAACGAAAACUUACGGUGGAAACUUUCAAUAGCCAUAAGGUUAUCAAAAAUCGAGUUCAAUGGAAUUCGAGGGUUUCCAUGAGAAAGAUCGCUCGUGAACUGAGAAUAAGUUACCGAUCAGUGCGACAAAUGGCAAAAACAGAGCUUGGGCUGGAACCUGAAAAGCUCCAAAAAGUUCAGCUUCUCACAGUAGAAAACAAAUACUUGCGGCCCCAAAGAUGGCGAAAACUUUUGAGACGGACCGCAUGUCAGUACUGGGAGAGAUUCUUUUUCACUAAUGAGAAGCUCUUUACCGCCUAA